UAAACGAACGCGAAACACAGCGUGCUGCUAAAACAAUUCGCUGCUAGGCGGUAGGCGGAUAGAUGCGCUAAUCGGCCAGCCUUAUCAACAAAGAGUCAGCUCGCGGAUCAAGGGGGCAACGAGCGUGGAAAUUUCGAUUUUUGCCUGCGACGCUGCUGGUUUUUUGUUGCAAAAUUACCCCAAUUACCGCGCAAUGUUCGAAAUACCAUUACAAUAUUCCUCAAGAAUUGUGCGCGAUUAAAAAUGUAUAAAUAAAUUUUGUUUAUUUCCGUGCGGUUCAUGGCAGCGGAAGCGGCGGCGGCGGCGGGCGAUUGAUUGCCAAUUUCUCUGAGUUUUUUUUUUUUUUUGUUUCUCGCUGGCAUGUUACGCGCCUUUCAUUCACGAGAACGUUUGUGUGUUUGUGCGUGUGUGUGGGUGACGUAAACAAAUGCAAAAAGCGAAUGAGUGUGUGCAAGAAUUCGAAAAAUGCGCUUCUCGAUUCACGUGCCAAAUAGCAACAAAAGCAAAAACAAAAACAAAAACAACAGCAUCGAAAGUGGAAAAAGCAGCAGCAGCCGCAGCAACAAGAAACAACCGUAAUUCCAGUGUUUGGCAGCAGCAGCGGAAGCAGGGAAAUUGACAUAACUCUUUAUUUUUCGCAUUGUGUUCUCUGCGCCUCUGUUUUGGGCCUCACAUUCGUUGCAUUUACCAGCUGUGCGAAUCUGCAGUGGUAGUGGUGUGCCUGCCCCCGUACAUGUGUGUGCGCGCAACACGUUUGUGUUUGUGCUGCUGCGUAAGCGAAGCCAGCGUUGACGUCGGCGUCGACAGCGUCCGUGCGUCACAGAUGCGACAGAUAAGACGCGACCCACUGGAGCCCCCUGGAGCCCCGACUGGAGCCCCGACUGGAACCCCGACUGCAGCCCCGACUGGAAGACUGGAAGAAGGGCCCAGCGGCAGCGGCAGUCAAUGUCUGAUUGUGUGUGAAAACUGGGCGGAGAACUGGGUGUCGUCUCGCCUCUAUGACUGAUAAUAAUGCCAUUCGAAUACUGCAACGACUGCCCGCCAGAAGAGAGCUGCCACGACAACAACAACAACAACAACAACAACAAGAACAGGAAGAAGAGCUGCCCCCACAUGCCACGUGCCACACAAUGGCCAUGCCACAAAAUGAGUAUUUGAAAAUCAGGAAACAUAUCAAAUGGCGAAAGUGAAGAAAGCACAGAAAUAGCAGCAGAUCCAGCAGAUACUGGAGAGAGAGAGAGAGAGAGAGCAAUAUAUAUAUAUAGAAUACAUAGGAAAAUACCAAUUUUUUUUGUUCCGGAAAGAGGAAAAGCUCAGAAAAGCCUGUGCCAUAAACGGGAACUUCUAUUUUGAUAAUUAUUGAAAUAAACACAAGAGACACGAGACACGAGACACACACGAGACAUAUCCCUGAAAAAAGGAAGAAAACGCUGCCAAUUAUAGCGAUAUACAAGGAGAGAGAGAGAGCGAGAGCAAGAGAGAGAGAGAGAGAUUUACACGCAGAUAUAACCACCGAUUGACAGCAGCAAUAGCUAUAUAUCCCUGCCUCCUCCCCCCAGCAACAAUAUGACAAUAUCAUCUGGAGAGACAACAGCCACAGCCACAGCCACAGCGAGAGCUACAGCCACGGCGAGAGGCGCCACCACGAAUAUACAUCAUGCAACAGCCAUAAAUCGCAACAAAUAUGAAAAACUCAUUACCAAGCCGCGGUCGCAGGAUGCAAUCGCGGAAACGGAAACCAAUGGAAGUGCCUCCGCCACCGCCACCGCCACCGCCACUCCCGCUCCCAUUGGAGCCACUACAGAUCGCACAAUGCUAUUGCCUUUGGAGGACACAAACGCCGCCGCCGGCAUUGUCACGUACAAACAGAAAUCGAAUGGGAGUGCCAGUGGGAGUGCGAGUGGGCAUGGCAAUGGGCACAUCAACAGCAGCGGCAGCGGCAGCGGCAGCACCUCUUGCAGCACCUCGUCAUCGACGUCAAUUGGCAUCAGCAGCAGCGGCAGUGGCAGCGGUGGCAGCCACCUAGGGGCAGGCUCUUCCUAUUCCAUGGGAUGGACGUGCCAUUGUUGCAAUUUAAUUGCACGGCGCUGCUUCGGCAUCAACGUGCGGCGGUGUGUUUUGGCCCUGCUCGCCAUCACAAUGGUUACGAUAUUCUACUACACGCAUUACGUCGAUACGGACGUAUUUAAUGGCCUCAUCCAGCGGGACACCCACCCGGCGCCGAUCAUCCACUGCCGCAUGCUGAGCGCCGCGGGGAAGCACGUGCGGGACGCCUCGCCGGCGCCCGACCACCGCUCGGAGGCGCGGCUCCGCAUCGAUCCCAAGGUCCUGGUCUUCGUGGAGACCACCUACUCGGGCCUGGGCCGGGACAUAGCCGAGCUGCUGGUCUACAAUCGGAUCAAAUACAAAAUCGAGGUGGCCGGCAAGAGCCUGCCGGUGCUCACGAACCUCGACAAAGGACGCUACGGCGUGAUUGUGUUCGAGAACCUGGACAAGUACCUCAACAUGGACAAGUGGAAUCGGGAGCUGCUGGACAAGUACUGCCGCGAGUACGACGUGGGGAUAGUGGGCUUCCUCAGUCCCAGCGAGGAGACCUUGGUGGGGGCCCAGCUGCGGGACUUCCCGCUGUUCGUGAACACGAACCUGCGGCUGCGGGACGCGAGCCUGAACCCGGGAUCCUCGGUCCUGCGGCUGACGCGGGCGGGCGAGACCGCCUGGGGAGCCCUGCCCGGCGACGACUGGGCGGUGUUCCAGCACAACCACAGUACCUACGAGCCCGUCGAGUGGGCCCAGCGCAACACGAACGAGUACCCGGCGGACAGUGUGGGGCAGGUGCAGCUGCCACUCACGACGGUGCUGCAGGACCGCGGCCACCUGGACGGCAUCCAGAGGGUGCUCUUCGGCAGCAGCCUGCGCUUCUGGCUGCACCGCCUGGUGUUCCUCGACUCGCUCAGCUACCUGAGCCACGGCCAGCUGAGCCUCAACCUGGAGCGGAUGAUCCUCGUGGACAUCGACGACAUCUUCGUGGGGGAGAAGGGCACGCGCCUGCGGCCCGACGACGUGCGCGCCCUGGUGGCCACGCAGAAGAACAUCGCGGCCAUGGUGCCGGGCUUCAAGUUCAACCUGGGCUUCUCCGGGAAGUACUACCACCACGGGACGCGCGAGGAGAACCUCGGCGACGACUUCCUGCUGCAGAACGUCCAGGAGUUCAACUGGUUCUCGCACAUGUGGAAGCACCAGCAGCCGCACCUGUACGACAACCUCACGCUGCUGAUGGCCGAGAUGCACCUGAACUACGCCUUCGCGGUGGACCACAACAUACCCACCAGCUCGGGGUACUCGAUCUCGCCGCACCACUCGGGCGUGUACCCCGCCCACGAGCUGCUCUACGUGGCCUGGAAGAAGGUGUGGAACGUGAAGGUCACCUCCACCGAGGAGUACCCCCACCUGCGGCCGGCGCGACUGCGGCGCGGCUUCAUCCACAGGAACAUAAUGGUGCUGCCGCGGCAGACGUGCGGCCUGUUCACCCACACGAUGUACAUCGACCGGUACCCGGGCGGCAGGGACAAGCUGGACGAGUCGAUCCAGGGCGGAGAGCUCUUCCAGACGAUCGUCUACAACCCGAUCAACAUCUUCAUGACGCACAUGUCGAACUACGGCUCGGAUCGGCUGGCCCUCUACACAUUCCAAUCGGUGAUCAAGUUCCUGCAGUGCUGGACGAACCUCAAGCUGGCCUCCGCGCCGCCCAUCCAGCUGGCGGAGAUGUACUUCCAGCUGCACCCCGAGGAGGUGGACCCCGUCUGGGGCAAUCCCUGCGACGACGCGCGCCACAAGAAGAUCUGGUCGAAGACCAAGAACUGCGACUCGCUGCCGAAGUUCCUGGUGAUCGGGCCCCAGAAGACGGGCACCACCGCCCUCUACACAUUCCUCUCGAUGCACGGCAGCAUCGCGAGCAACAUCGCCUCCCCGGACACCUUCGAGGAGGUGCAGUUCUUCAACGGCAACAACUACUACCGCGGCCUCGACUGGUACAUGGACUUCUUCCCCUCCGGCGAGGCCCUUUCGCUGCCGCCCAGCAACAGCAGCUCCCCCUCCCCGAUGCCCACGCAGGCGGGCAGCCCGCGCUACAUGUUCGAGAAGAGCGCCACGUACUUCGACGGCGAGGCGGUGCCCAAGCGGACGCACGCCCUCCUGCCGCACGCGAAGAUCGUGACGAUCCUGAUAUCGCCGGCCAAGCGGGCCUACUCCUGGUACCAGCACCAGCGGGCGCACGGCGAUGUGAUAGCCAAUAAUUAUAGUUUCUAUCAGGUCAUAACGGCAAGCGACUCGGCACCGAGGGCCCUCAAGGAUCUGCGGAAUCGCUGCCUCAAUCCCGGGAAGUACGCCCAGCACUUGGAGCACUGGCUGGCCUACUACCCCGCCCAGCAGGUGCACAUCAUCGACGGGGACCAGCUCCGGCUCAACCCCAUCGACGUGAUGAACGAUCUGCAGCGGUUCCUCAAAGUCCAGCCGCUGCUCGAUUAUUCAAAUCACCUGCGCUACGACGUGAAGAAGGGCUUCUACUGCCAGGCGCUCAACGAGAAGCGCAAUAAAUGCCUCGGCAAAUCGAAGGGACGCCAGUACCCGACGAUGGAUGAGCGCAGCGGCAAGCUGUUGCAGCGAUACUAUCUGAAUCACAAUACGGCGCUGGUGAAGCUGCUGAAGAAGCUCGGCUCUAGGCCCAUUCCUCAGUGGCUCAAAGAGGACUUGUCGACGGGCACGUGAUAGCAGCUGUUUGGCGGAGGAGGAGCCGGAGCCGGAGCCGGAGGAGGCGCUGAUGGAGUCGGCAGCGGCGCAGGAGGCAUAAAGUAUCGCAAAAUGCGGGCAAAACUCAGGAAACAGUUGCAUUGGCUGCACCUGGCGGCGGCGGCGGCGGCAGCGGCGGUGGCGGCACCACAAGAGAGCAGCAGCAGCAGCAGCAACAGCCACAGCCACGAGGACAGCGGCGCCAGUUGGCAGCGCCGUCGACGCCACAACUGACGGCAAACAAAAACAACCAUUAAAUAUAAGAUGACAAAAAAAGUAACAUAAUUAGUCGCGCUUUUGAAAUGCAUAAAUCUUUAAUUUUUUUUU
Drosophila persimilis is the source of this 5112-nucleotide messenger RNA. RefSeq names its product bifunctional heparan sulfate N-deacetylase/N-sulfotransferase (gene sfl). Gene Ontology annotation, cellular component: Golgi apparatus. The record is from RefSeq and is a predicted model, not a curated record. Lineage: Eukaryota; Metazoa; Arthropoda; Insecta; Diptera; Drosophilidae. The coding region runs from base 1567 to 4764 and encodes 1065 amino acids. Gene Ontology annotation, molecular function: deacetylase activity; heparan sulfate N-sulfotransferase activity. The transcript has 6 exons.